Molecule: messenger RNA, 5273 nt
Organism: Haliotis rufescens (red abalone)
Lineage: Eukaryota; Metazoa; Mollusca; Gastropoda; Lepetellida; Haliotidae
Product: GTP-binding protein Rhes-like
Exons: 4
Coding region: 1103-1924 (273 amino acids)
Molecular function (GO): GTP binding; GTPase activity
Source: RefSeq, a predicted model, not a curated record
UGUUUAUGGCUUCGAUGUCUCGGUAUGUUGGCCGAAACUGUUUCGUCGUGACAGUGUUUCAGCACUUCUCAGAUGAUGUUUUGCAGAUUGCAAGACAACACCAGUGGGACUCCGCAAAUCCAGCUAACUAGUCGUCAGUGUCGGUAAUUGAAGUAUUACGCGAACACCUACAUACACAGUGAUUCCACGCUAGAAGGAUGUGGUAAUUAUAGAGCCAGGCGUUGGGGAAGGUCAGACCAAUGUCCAGCGGAGCUCCGCAUCGUUUAGAGACCAACUGAAUUACCACCACGAUCUAAUCGUUGUAUAAGCACUUCAAGCCGGGAUCACAUCCACGUAAGAGUGUGUAUGAACAGACUUGGUCAAGUGACAGAGUUGCAACAACUGUUUACAUGUUCAUAUCAGGCCAAUGUCGGUUCCAACUUAUCGACCCACCUCACAGUAGGGUUGACUCGACAGAUGAACUUCCGUUUACGAAGAGGAGGAUGGUAUAAUUGGACGUCCUUCGUACUCUAAUGUUUUAGUCUUCUUUGGACGCUUUGAUGACGUUGUACCUGCUGAAUCCUUCGUCAAACUGUGCCACAAGUAGUUUACAUGUUUCGACUGAUAUCAGCAAGAGCGUGUUUAUUCUGCCAAGGAGGGAAAGAACCUUGUUUCCUUGUUCUGUUUGUCAUAGGAUUGUGUCUCCAAACACCCAGGUACUGCUGUGAUCAAUGAAAAGAGAGUCGUUGUAAGAGGUCUUUGCGAAUCACGACCUUUUCUACUGACACCAACGGUUGCAGGUCUUCCUGAAAGCACUCAUUACCAACCGGGAACUGUUCUGUUUUUCUUCCUCUGUGAAAUUGGAGGCGGAGACACUUGGAGCAAUAAUCACGUUUCAGGCUCACGUGAAUACAACGGAUUGUCUGGUUGUACGAUUGUUGCCGGAUAACAUAGCGCACUCCCAGGCACCCCUUCAUCCGGAAGUAUAACAUCCAGUGGCUUGCUGAGGUCUUGCAGACCGUGGCGAAAUUACCUGCAGACCGAGAACGUCCCAGUGAGCGUAUCCCCCGACCUCCGCCGAAGCAGGUGUUUCUGUUGGCGAGUCCCGGAUACCGACUCGAAGAUGGCCCUCAUUGAACAAGGGAACAGUGCUCCUCCCGAGAACUGCCACCGUCUGGUCAUCCUGGGCUCUUCCAAAGUAGGCAAGACCUCCAUAGUUUCACGCUUCCUGUACAGUAAGUUUGACGAUAACUAUACGCCAACUAUUGAAGACUUCCACAGGAAGAUCUACAGGAUAAAAGGGAACCCUUAUCGUCUUGAUAUUCUGGAUACAUCUGGCAACCAUCCUUUCCCUGCAAUGAGAAGGCUGUCGUUGAUAACAGGUGAUCUCUUCAUCCUGGUAUACAGUAUAGACAAUCGAGAGUCAUUUGAGGAAGUAUGUCGCCUGAAGGAACAGAUCCUUGAAUGCAAGAGGCAGUGCAGAACCAGAAAGGCCAUGAAGCUCCUCAAUAUCCCCAUGGUUGUCGUGGGGAACAAGUGUGACAAGGAAAAAGACCGGGUCAUUGAUCCCAGGGAGGUGGCCAAGCUUCUGGAAGGACAAGACAGCAGUGACUAUCUGGAAACCUCUGCAAAGAAGAACAUCAACAUUGAUGAUGUGUUUUUCAGACUCUUCCAGACGGCUAAACUCCCCACCGAAAUGAGUCCCUCCUUACACAGGAAGGUCCAUCCGACGUAUGUUGGUCAAGGGGGGUCGCCUACAGGAGGAAGGAUGAUGUCCAUUCGGAGAAAGAUGAGUGAUGCUUGCGGAGCAGUUGCUCCGAAUGUUAGGAGGCCGAGUAUAAGAACAGAUCUGUUGGUGGCACAGAGUAGAACAAAUACCCAGAAACCUGCAGAUGAACCAGAGCCGCGGGUAGCUGCAGCAGAAACAAAGUGUGUGAUACAGUGAAGUGUAUGACCAUGUAUUUGCGCUUUGAUCUAAAAGCUGGAUCAGCUCUUUAUAUAUUGUGUGAUUCUGUGCACAGGCCAUACUAGAAACACUGAGACAUUAAUGUGGUGGUCAAACGCUGUUGUUCAAGUACAUUAUGAGUGUGAUAUACCACAUUAGUAAUAAAAGAACGAUGUCAAAUGUGAAAUUGUGCGAAAAGGACUUCUUCGUAUAAACACUAAUUCUUCAACAGAGAACACAAAUACCAAUUUAUAGAAAAAUUGCUUGGCUGUACACAAUUGAUGAUUAUAUUUCUGCGAAGAUAUUUGUUAUAAAUUUGUACACAAUAGUUAAUGUCGUUGAAUAUUUAGAAGUAUGAGUUGAUGUGAAAGUAAGAAUAGCUGAAUGAAAGCAUAGUUUACCUUGUAAUGAUUCACACGAAGAGUGAAACCUCGUUAUCUCGAUCCCCGUUAUCUCGAUCCCCGUUAUCUCGACAAUGUAACCGCAUGGUCCCGUAGCAUCAUAAACAGCAUUAUGGUCGAACUACAGACAUCUCGACAUGUACUUUAUCGCCUGGGACUUCGAGUUAAUGAGGUUUCACUGUUAAUUCCAUGUUCUAGCAAAGUAUAUUAACUAGUCGUAUUAACUGCAUCAUAGAUUUAUUGUUUGAAGAGAAAGUGCAGUUUGCCUUAAACAACAGCCUUAUGAUGUUUUCAUAGUUGUUUCAUCCAAAGAGUGUAAAUGAGAAUCGUUAUAUUUUAGCAUGUAUAUCUAGAGAUUUGGCUUGGCUUUGUCGGUUUUAUUCUGUCAUGGAUAUAUUGUUUACUUCGUUACAAAAGGUACCACCCGCCAUUAUGAAGACGCAUACAUGUUUUCUAAACUGUAAUAUAUAUUAUAUAACAAGCUGAUCACUGUUGCGUGGUACAAAUAGUUCUCCGUAUACGUUUUUUCUCAAAUAAUAAGAUACGAUCACAAAAUGUUUUUGUCCAGCCGUUUUUUAUCAUGUUUCGUGUCAGAUAUGUUUGAUUCUUGGAACAGAGACAUAUUGGUUAAUUGUAUAAAGUUUUUUUUGGGGGGGUAUAGUCUAUAGUUUUAGGGGAUUAAUAUGAAGUGGUUAGAGAUUAGAAGAAAUCAAAGAAUGCCCGAUUCCUUCCUAUUACUAUAUUAAUUUGUCAUGACAGGUUAACUUUAAUUGUAGGAAAGAAUCAUGACAGAUUAACUUUAGUAUUAUGAAAGAAUCGGGUGUUUUUAACUUCUUUUGAGUUGUUUAUAUCGGUCACAGACACGUUUGCCAGUAAAUCGUUAAAUAGUAUAAAGUGGUACAACAAACAUGGUGGAUAAUCGUUAACAACUAUUGACUAUCUGCCUAACCAAACUGAAAGUAAACAAUCUGUUCUCCAGUCAAGUCUCUCAUGUGUCCUUGACCAAUACCAUGGCCAAUUAAUGUCCACGUUGAAAUAACCUUGACAACUACAUUCUGCAUGACUUAUCUGGAUGCUCGUUGCCACAGUUGCUAUCUUUACAUCACGGCUGACACAUCAAUUUGCCAAGAGUCAUCCUCCGUCGAGAUCACAUGGCGCUAUUGGCCGACACAUUGUGUUGAUGGCCAUGUUCGAUCCGUUCUGGAACCCACCACAAGAGUAAGUAUUAAUCAAGAGGACAUGUUUGAAUUAGGGGGUCCUCUUCUGAUCGCUGCUUGUGAUUGUUAGACAUUUGGCUCCGACAUCCUAUGUUGAGUGCCGGGCAAUAACUGAUUGAGUUUGAGAUGUUUUGUGCUGGUGUUGCAAAGGACAGGGUGAAAGGUUCAAGUGGGAAGCCGCUUUGAUCUUCCCUGAUUACAGCCCGAUUUUCAUAAGCCUGAGAAUUCAACAAUGAGAAGAAAAUCAAUUAUCUGUUGUUUCACAUAGUAGUAAUCUGUUCGUAAUCGCGUGUCAGUAAGAAAUUAGUGCUUGUAUGAUAUAACAUGAUGAUCGUCACCAAAAUGAAAGUAUUGAUAUGACACAUAUCCCGUAAUGUAAUUAGAUCUCGUCGAGUCCACAUAUCGUAUCAUUUGUAAAAAUGCACAUCUAUUGUGAAAAUGAUGUCCAUCAAUGUAUAGUUGUCCUGUAACUUCGUAUGUGGCAUCAUGUGGGAGGUUGUAGAGUACAUCUGGGUGUUGUUUAUUUGAUUGUCUUCUGUAACAGCUGCAUUUCCAUCUUUCAUUUGAAUAUAAGUAAACUUAAAUACAUACCAGUAUAUAUACUGAUUGACAGGAAUAAGGAAUCACUUAGUUUGGGGACACAGUAAUGCUAUUAUGGGUUUUAUAUGUAUAUGUAAAGUUAUCAUGGGUCCCCAGCCUUGUCUACCAAAUAUGCGUUGGAAGCAAUGCACACAAACACAAUUUUUGAUUCUGACGUGUUGAAUUUGUAUGCACGCUAUUUCAAAUGUACUGACAGUAAAGCUAAUUUCCCUAAAUUGUUCAUUGUUCCCUUAUUCGUUACCAUCAGCAUACUACUUCAAAGAAGUUAAAGAACACCCGUUGCAAACAAUGCACACAAACACAACCUUUGAUUCUGACGUGUUGAAUUUGUAUGCACGCUAUUUCAAAUGUGAUGACAGUAAAGCUAAUUUCCCUAAAAAAAAAUUUAUUGUUCCCUUAUUUGUUACCAUCAGCAUACUACUUCAAAGAAGUUAAAGAACACCCGUUUUUACAUAUGACUACAUCAUUUUAAAGUAGAGAUUUCGUUAUGUCAUAGAGAUGCUAUCCAUUAUUUUAAGUACGUUUUUAUAACUUUGAUAGACAUUUCACGUACCUCAGCAUCACUGCUUGAAAUUAAGUAAUGUCCACAGGCACCGCUGGUCGAACCACGUGACCAGUAGCGUGCGACUUGCAAUAUCUGUCCAGCAAACUGUUGAAUAUUGUUUAGUUUGUUUCAUCGGUGAGAUAUAUAACUGACCUUUUGACAGGAAUACGGAGAUAUGGAAGCUACUCUUCGCCAAUAACAUCCUAAUUUUACGUGAUCUGUUUGGUGUAUCAUGGAAUAACAGCGAUAUCCCUAUCAAAAGCUGAGUAGUAUAUUUGUAUUUGAUGAUAGUUUGUACAAGGAACAUAUUGUAUUGUUACUAUAAUAUCCAACCUGUAGUACUGUCGUGGUACAAUGAUAUAGUGCUGUACAUUGUCCGAAUGAUCUUGUACAUUGUAGCUUUCUGUAUACAAUGUUGGAACAGUGUAAAAAAUAUUGUUGAUAUGUAUAUGGUUUUUACAUUAUACCUGUAUGAAGCCAUAUUGAUAUGUUUGCAUUGAGCAUAGACAUUUGAGUCAUAUUUUCAAAACAAUUUGUAAUUUUCUACAUGAGUGCGUUGAGUAUGCCAAUGAUGAAUAAAUAUGUGA